This is a messenger RNA of Dermacentor silvarum, 583 nucleotides long. Its product is annotated as solute carrier family 13 member 2. The coding region runs from base 194 to 583 and encodes 129 amino acids. Gene Ontology annotation, molecular function: succinate transmembrane transporter activity; citrate transmembrane transporter activity. Gene Ontology annotation, cellular component: membrane. Gene Ontology annotation, biological process: citrate transport; monoatomic anion transmembrane transport. The transcript has 5 exons. NCBI's taxonomy places the organism in Eukaryota, Metazoa, Arthropoda, Arachnida, Ixodida, Ixodidae. The record is from RefSeq and is a predicted model, not a curated record.
GGCACGCUCUCUCGCGCACACGUGCGACCGUGUAGCGCGUGCCACGCGCAAGCUUGCCGUAUUUCUGCGACGACUCGAACUGUGAACUGCGUUUCUCUGUCCUGUUCCUUUUCUUCGCUAUCAUCGCAGACUUCUACGCCUAUCAAGGUGCCACCAGCUGACCUGCUUGCUAUCUGCCAUCUAAAGACGGGUCAUGUCUGAGUCCGGGCUCAUAAAGACGCUCCUUAGGUCAUGGCAACUCAUCUACAUCGUAGCCGUGCCCCUGCUGCUGCUGCCACUACCCCUGUACAUGGAGAGUAAGGCCGGUCUCAGUGCGUACGCGAUGCUCUGGAUGGCCUUCUACUGGACGGCAGAGCCCAUUCCGCUUCCAGUGACGGGUCUCAUGCCUCUCGUGCUGUUUCCACUGUUCGGCAUCCUCACGACUGCUGAUACGACCAAGAUGUAUUUCAACAACAUCGGCUUCGUCAUGUUCGGAUCGCUCGUCGUGGCAGCAGCUGUGGAAGUAAGCAACUUGCACCAGCGCCUCGCCAUUGGAUCGCUUCUGACUGUAGGCACCAGCAACCGCAGAGACGAGGGGAAUUAA